AUCACUCGAAGCGUGGACAAGCAUCUGAGCAGCAGCAGCAGAAGCCACAACAGCCUGAACCAGCGUCGCUUUAACCUCACAAAUCCACCACCUCUUCUGUUACAAUUAGAAUUGGUCCGUCCACGUGACAAAUACCGCACUAUACUUGGAAAGAAUCGCGACUUUUUGCAAGCGCGUGUUUUUUUUAAGUUGCCAACCAUCUCUGACAUCCUAACUUGAGAAAGUGUUCUUUGUGCGGUUAACACACGUCCAAUACGGCGCUUUAACGCGGGACAGCGAGGAGUGGAUUGGAUGGACCUCCACUGGCCCGCCUUCAAGAUGGACAGCUCCUCCUACCUGCCCGGUCCCCUGGCGUCCCCAGCCCUGAUGGUGCUGGCCUCCACAGCCAAGACAGGCCGUGAUGCCUCCGUCCCCUGCCAGGCCUCCGUCCCCUGCCAGACCCCGAGGUCCUUCAGAGUACAAAUCUCUGAGAAGGACCUCCCCUUCCCCUCCGGCUCCUACACAUUUGCCUCCAUGUACAACCGUCAGGGGCCUAUCUCCGGCCAUGGCUCCUUCCCUGCCAGAGACUUCCCUGCCUCCCUGCUCCACCUUCAUCCCCAGUUCCAGUUUCACCCCAACAACCUGGACUGCCCUUCCCUGGGGAUGCUCAACCACAUUGGGGUAGGGGCCUUCCGACCCUUCUCCUCCCCUCCUGAAGAGGGGGAGGCCAGGGGUUAUCAGUCAGCCUUCACCCCUGCUAAGAGGCUCAAGGGCUGCUACACAGAUUCUGAGGGGAAGGAGUAUGAUUUUGGAGGAGGGUGUUUCCUCUCUGGCUCACCGGGAUCACUCAAGGCCGCUGAGGAUUCUGGGAGGAAGUUGUUUACGGUGUCUGGGCUGCUGUCGGACAGAGAGGCCUCGUCUAGUCCUGAGGACCGCAAAGAACACUUGUGUCCAGUGUGCCAUGCUGUGUUACCACCAGGUGAGCUACAGGAGCACAUGGAGCAGGAGAUGGGCAGACUGGCACAGUUGCAAAUCAGUACUAAUUCAGUGCAGAGGAACCAUCCAUUAGGAGCUACUAAGACCCUCUCACUAUCUCUGCACAUUAAAUGUGAGGGUGGGUCCCCCACCUCUCUCCCCUGCCCUCCUGAAGAGCCCCACUCAGACAGAUACAAGACGUUUCUGCGUGUGAGGACCAACAGACAUACAAGACUGAAUGUCGAUGACUGGUGCUACGCCAAACCCGCCCCUUUAAGUCCCCACAACAGAAGUCACCUAACCCCAGACUGCAAAAGAACUGUCAGGAUCGGCAAGCUGAAGAGAAGGAGACCUUACGAGGACCAGGACAUUUUGUUGGACCUGGGGAGGGGGGAGGAAGAAUGGAGUGAGCGGAGGAGGAUACGGAUGACAUCCAUACUGGGAGGGUGUGAAGGGUCGGUGUUUGUGAGCAGCAGGACGUCUAAGGAAGGCCGUGGUGACAGUGACGCUGACCUGGACGUGGAUGGAGAUGACACUCUGCAGUAUGGAAGAGUACAAUGUACGGAGGCAGACAUCCCCUGUUCAGGGCAGGAUCCUGGGGAGGUGGAGGGGAGGGAAGCACUGAGGGGGGCGUUUUUAAAUGUUGGUACACUGUCCAACAGAGUAACUCUGGAACAUUCCAAAUGGACAAAUGAGGGAAGUCCAUCCACUAGCAACGGAGAGAGCAACAGACGGGACAACAGCAUAGCCUCCCUACACAGGACCUGUAAAAAUAGUGACAUUGAUAUGGUCUCUGAGGAUUCUGGGCUGACGACGUUGGAUUCACUAAGAAAUCGUAUACGGGACCUAGAGAAGCAGCUGUCCAGAGGAGACAGACACAACUGUCUAAUCUGUAGGGACACUUACACAACACCCCUCACCUCCAUCCAGUGCUGGCAUGCUCACUGUGAGGAGUGCUGGCUCCGCACUCUGGGGGCUAAGAAGCUGUGUCCACAGUGUAACACCAUCACUUCUCCUGGGGACCUGAGACGGGUAUUUUUGUGACUGGGCAGGGCCAGAGAACCACAGACCCCUGAGGGGGCGGGACAUCUGAAGUAUUAACUUUUGACCUUUAAAGGGGAUGUAAGUACAGCUGGCCUGUCAGAGAUUACCCUUGUCUUUGCACCUUAACCUGCCCUUUACCCCCCCAAACCAUGUAGGGGGCCACCCCAUGACAAAAUGGCACCCAUGACUAGGUAUUGCACAAUGAUCAGUCUUCAUGUCAUUUGACCUUUUAGGUUUGACAUUUGACCUUUGCUUUGCCCACCUAGAUAGCAUUCAUUUGUAUCAAGCUCACCUCAUCAUUUAGUGAGCCAAGCCAUUUCUAAGAGAAUUCUGUGCUCAAUCCAUUACAAUUCGUACGUAAAUGACAAGAACUCAAGUCAUCUUAGUGCUCAGGCACUGAAAGAAUGAUUUAAAAUGGCUUUCGAUCAAAACAAGGUUGAGCUACUCUUUGGACUAUAAACGGUAUACACUUUUGAAAAUAAUAGUGGUCUGUUUUUAUCAAAAGAAAGCACAUGUAAUAGUUUUGUGUAUGUUUGAAAUUAUGUACAAUACCAGUAAAACGUUUGGACACACCUACUCAGUCAAGGGUUUAUCUUUAUUUUUACUAUUUUCUUACAUUGUAGAAUAAUAGUGAAGACAUCGAAACUAUGAAAUAACACAUAUGGAAUCAUUGUGUUUACAGUCAUGUUCUUAUGAAGUCAUGCUUUUAGUUUGUUAGGAAGGGAGGAAAGUGUGAACGUAACAAUUGUAAUAGUUUGAGAUGAAUGAUUUUGUGUUUGUCAUUGAGGUUGUGUUUCUUUGUACAGGCGCACAAUGUGUAAUUAGUAAAUGUUACCAAAAUAAAAUGAGGCUUUUAAUGAUGUUGGUUAUUGCAUAAAUACAUAAAAACAUACAGGUACAUGCACUGUAGAUAUCAUUGAAGAUGCAAUGUGUGUACAAUGUUAAAGAUCCCCACCAUAAAAAUACUUUUAGGUACUAGUUUUUUGCGGUAUCUGUACUUUAUUUUACUAUUUAUAUUUUUGUCAACUUUUACUUUUACCCCACUACAUUCCGAAAGAAAACAAUGUACUUUUUACAAGUUACAUUUUCCCUGACACCCAAAAGUACUCGUUACAGUUUGAAUACCUAGCAGGACAGGAAAAUUGUAUAAUUCACGCACUUCUCAAGAGAACAUCCUUGGUCAUCCCUACUGCCUCUGAUCUGGCAGACUCACUAAACAAAAAUGCUUUGUUGUAAAUUGUGUCUGAGUGUUGAACUGUGCCCCUUGCUAUCCGUGAAUAAAAAUGGAAAAAUAAAAUAGUGUUGUCUGGUUUGCUUAAUAUAAGACAUUUUAAAUUAUGUAUACUUUAACUUUUGACACUUAAGUACAUUUAAACCAAAUACUUUUCGACUUUUUCUCAAGUAGUAUUUUUUUCUGGGUGACUUUCACUUUUAUUUACAUUUUCUUUUAAGGUAUCUUUACUUUUACUCAAGUAUGAAAACUAAGUGAUUUUUCCACCACUGCUUAUAAAUGUUUAUAAAUGCUUUGUAAAUGAUUAUUGAUGUUAUGUUUAUAUACGUUUACAUUUUUCAACAAAAAAUGUAUUACUUAUUUAAGUUAUUAAUAAAUAGUUAAUGCUGAUUCUGUAAGUUAUUAUGACGUUGUACUGAAUUAUCUUUAUCUAAAUGAUGUUCAACGCCCUUUAGGCGAGAAUAUUGUCUAAGAAUAGGUCCUGACCUGUUGCCCCUCGCCUAUGUUGUAAUUUGUCCCAUCAUUAAAAGCCAAGCAGCCCUUGCAUGUU
Salvelinus fontinalis (brook trout) is the source of this 3779-nucleotide messenger RNA. Its product is annotated as E3 ubiquitin-protein ligase RNF220-like. The coding region runs from base 292 to 1998 and encodes 568 amino acids. The transcript is spliced from 16 exons. The record is from RefSeq and is a predicted model, not a curated record. Gene Ontology annotation, biological process: protein ubiquitination. Gene Ontology annotation, molecular function: metal ion binding; ubiquitin protein ligase activity. NCBI's taxonomy places the organism in Eukaryota, Metazoa, Chordata, Actinopteri, Salmoniformes, Salmonidae.